CAAGUGGAACUUUGGAAAUCAAAGAAAAUUCAGUCAUUUCUUUAAUGAAACUCCCCUUCACCAAUCGUUCACUUGAAGAAAGAAAGAAGAUAAAGGAGCUCGGACCGGACCGACCCGACUUGAGAAUUCAGCAGCAGGCAAUUGAUCGAGGACGAGCUUACACUCGUACCUUUUCACGCUCUUGUUAUGACAAACGGACUUGGCUAACUGGAUGUGAUGUGGAUAAUGCUUUUUUUUGCUUUCCCUGUUUGCUAUUUCAAAGUGUCGGUACCGAAGUGUUGUGGAUAACGACCGGGGUACGAGACCUAAAACAUCUUUCAGAGAAAUGCAAGCGGCAUGAAUGUAGCCACAGUCAUCUAGACAAUAGCAUGAGGCUACAUUUUUUUGGCAGGCUUAGUAUUGCUGAACAGCUAGAUGAAGGCUACAGGAUUGGCAUUAGAAGGCACAAUGAAGAGGUGACCAAAAAUCGGCACAUCUUGUCCAGAAUAAUAGACUGUGUGAAAUUUUGUGGUGCAUUUGAAUUAGCUUUGCGUCUCCAUGAUGAGAGCGAGAGCUCCGAUAAGCCUGGGAUUUUCCAUGGCUUGGUGGAUUUUGUUGCCUCUCUUGAUGGAGUUUUAAAAGAGCACCUUGAAAACGCCACUGUAUUUAAGGGGACUUCAAAAACUAUACAGAAUGAGCUUUUGGACUGUAUGUUGUCUGUCGUGAGAGAACAAAUUAUCAAAGAAGCCCAGAGCAGUGACUUUUUAUCAAUCCAGGUAGAUGAGAUAAUGGAUAUUGCCACACAAUCUCAACUUGUGCUUGUCCUACGCUACAUCGAUAACAAAAACAACGUGCAGGAGAGAUUUUUUGAGGGCAUCUCAAUGCAGUCUGCUACUGCGGACUCCAUUGCUACAGCACUAAAAGAACGUCUUGCUGCCAUCCUCCCUGAGGAUCAUAAAAGUAGGCUCAUCUGUCAGGCAUAUGAUGGAGCCAGUGUGAUGAGGGGUGCCAAGGCAGGUGUCCAUAGGAAAAUACAAGAUGUGUACCCAAAUGCCCACUACAUUCACUGUUACGCACAUCAGCUUAAUCUGAUAAUGCAACAGGCCACUUCUCACAUAUCCAAAGUGAGAAUUUUUUUUUCAGACCUUAGUGGAUUUGCCAGCUUUUUUUCUAUAUCACCCAAGCGGACAGGCAUUCUUGAUAAAGUAGUGGCCCAUAGACUUCCGACAUCCAGCAACAUCACAUGGAACUUUCACAGCCGUGCCAUCAGUACCGUGUUUGAGCACAAAGAGGACCUCAUUCACUGUUUUGAGAGCAUACGAGACUCUGGUGACUUUGACCCCAAUACUGUAAGAGAAGCUGGGGCUUUUGCUAUGCUCCUGGAAGAUCCUGAUUUUAAUUUUUUUCUACAACUUUUUCACCACAUUAUGCCACAUGUGGACCACCUGUAUGCCAAGCUCCAGAAGAGGAACAUAGAUGCAGCACAUAUCCGCGAGUGCAUCCAGCAGUUCCAGCAGGAUAUGCAAAAUAUCAGAAAUUCUGUCCGUUCCAUGGUUGAGCAAAGCAGUGGCCCUCAGCCAAAAAAGAGGCGUCGGACACUUAGCUCAAAGGACCAUGAAAGGAUUGCAGUUGAGGUCUGUGAUACCAUACUGGGACACACCAGGGAACGCUUCUCUUUCACAAACCACCUCCUGAGUGCCACUUUGCUGCAGGGGGAGAGGUUUGAACAGUACAACAUGGCGUUUCCUGAAGAUGCCCUGAACACCACUGUGAAGGCCUACCCCAUGUUGAACAGAAGCAAGCUGAAGACGGAGCUUAGUCUUAUCUACAGCAAGCAAGAGUUCAAAGCCUGUCGUGGUGCUGUGGACCUAUUCCAGUUGUUUAUGGAGAGCAGUCUUGAAGAAGUCUUUUCUGAGACUGUCACUCUCCUGAAGCUCCUAAUAACCACACCAAUGACCACGUCAGAAGCCGACAGAUGCUUCUCAACCUUGAAAAGGAUCAAAACCUUUCUCAGAAACACCAUGACGCAUGAGAGGCUGAAUGAAUUGGCCAUGCUGUCAAUGGAAAAGAAACUGGUGACUGAAAUGACUCAGUUUAACCAAAGAGUAAUUGAGAAGUUUUCAAGCCUGAAGGAAAGGAGGGAAAAAUUUAUGUUCAAGUAG
Erpetoichthys calabaricus (reedfish) is the source of this 2141-nucleotide messenger RNA. RefSeq names its product zinc finger MYM-type protein 1-like. The coding region runs from base 45 to 2141 and encodes 698 amino acids. The record is from RefSeq and is a predicted model, not a curated record. Lineage: Eukaryota; Metazoa; Chordata; Cladistia; Polypteriformes; Polypteridae. Gene Ontology annotation, molecular function: protein dimerization activity. The transcript is spliced from 3 exons.